This is a messenger RNA of Rhagoletis zephyria (snowberry fruit fly), 2863 nucleotides long. RefSeq names its product RRM1_TatSF1_like and RRM2_TatSF1_like domain-containing protein barc (gene barc). The record is from RefSeq and is a predicted model, not a curated record. Gene Ontology annotation, cellular component: U2-type spliceosomal complex; U2 snRNP. Gene Ontology annotation, molecular function: RNA binding. Gene Ontology annotation, biological process: mRNA splicing, via spliceosome. NCBI's taxonomy places the organism in Eukaryota, Metazoa, Arthropoda, Insecta, Diptera, Tephritidae.
CUUAAACCACGGCUAAGUUCGCUAUGUUUAUUUAACAGCUGAUUUGAACGAAUUUUGUGUAAAAUCUGAUUUACAAUUUCACCGUGUAUAAUUUUUAAGCUGUAAAACACUUCACUUCCUUUUUCUGUGUCAUAUAGAAAUUCUUGCGUUGAUUUCUGGGUAAGAUAAAAAAUGCAAGAUGAGUGAGAACUUAAGAGAUGUUACAGAAAUAUCUUCGAAUGUUGAAGAAGAAGUGACCAAGCCAGAAAUAAACACUUAUUUAACCACAUCUGCGACACCAACACCGAAGUCCGAAGAAUCAGUUUCAUCUACCUCAAUUGAACCAAAAGAAUGCUCUCUUACUUCUACAGAACAGAAUGAGAAAACAGCGGAUGGUAUGACAUCAACGGAGGUCAAAGAAAAAGAAAUUACCUCUUCUAGUGAUACGAAUGCUGCUUGUACUAUACCAAGCACAAUCAUGACGAGUACAAAGGAAGAUGUAGAAGAUUGCCCCGUGAAAAUGCAAAAAGGAUCUUUGGAGUCCUCCACAGCUAUUGAAAACCCAAGAAAAGAACUUAGCGAAACUUCUAUAAAUCCUGCUGUCAUAGAACUAAAAGAAUGCACUUUUACUUCUACAGAACAGAAUGAGAAAAUAGGGGAUGGUAUGAAAUCAACGGAGGUCAAAGAAAAAGAAAUUACCUCUUCUAGUGAUACGAAUGCUGCUUGUACUAUACUAACCACAAUUAAGACGAGUACAGAGGAAGAUGUAGAAGAUUGCUCCUUGAAAAUGCAAACAGAUUCUUUGGAGUCCUCCACAGUAACUGAAAACUCAGGCAAAGAAUUUUGCGAAACUUCUAUAAAUCCUGCGGUCACAGACCUAAAAGAAUGCCCUCUUACUUCUACAGAACAGAAUGAGAAAACAGCGGAAAGUAUGAAGUCAACAGAGGUCAAAGAAAUAGAAAAAACCUCUUAUAGUGAUACGGAUGCUGCUUGUACUAUACUAACCACAAUCAAGACGAGUACAGAGGAAGAUGUAGAAGAUUGCCCCGUGAAAAUGCAAAAAGGAUCUUUGGAGUCCUCCACAGCUAUUGAAAACCCAAGCAAAGAACUUAGCGAAACUUCUAUAAAUCCAGCUGUCACAGAUGUUAACGAUGAAGCGAAUUCUUCUUCUCCAACAGUUUCCGCCGGUACGGAUGUGGAUGUGAACUAUGCGCAACACGUGACGUAUGAGGAAGAUGGCAGCGCCAUUUACACAGACCCCAAAACCAAAUAUCGCUACAAGUGGAGUGAAACUGAAAAUACUUGGCUCCCUUGCGACACGGCAAAGAAUGACUCUAAAGCAGAGACCACGGCCAACCCCUAUGAGAAUGAACACUACAAAUGGUGCAGCCGGACUGAAAAGUGGAUACCUAAAGUGCAAACGACAGAGACCGAACAUUACAAAUGGGAUGCUGAGAAGGGAGAGUGGAUACCAAAAGAUAUUGGUGCGCAAACAAAUCCAACAUCAAAGCCUGCUACUUCUGAUCCCGCAAAUGUGGCUUACGAUAUUGAUGAGGACGGAAAUCGCAUUUAUACAGACAAGGAUGGAACAGUCUUCUUCUGGGAUGCCACAAAGAAUGCUUGGUUUCCGAAAAUCGAUGAUGACUUUAUGGCGCACUACCAGAUGAAUUACGGCUUCAUAGAUAAUACCAGCGCGUCAGAGGAGGAGAAGCGGCGCAAGGCCGAGGAAGCUGAAAAGCUCAAAGAACUGGAAUUGCAGCGGAUGACUGAGGAGGCAAAAGCCGCUGCAGAAGAGACAGACGCAGCGUUAAAAGGAGCUGGUGACGCCACGACAACCACGAUUGCCGGUGCUAAGCGAAAAGCACAAGAGCCACCAAAAUGGUUUGAAUUGGAUCCUGAGCACAACACAAAAGUUUACGUUUCCAAUUUGCCGCUGGACAUCACAAUGGAUGAGUUCGCGGAACUUAUGGGUAAAUGUGGUAUGAUAAUGCGCGAUCCACAGACGCAAAAGUAUAAACUUAAACUAUAUGCCGAGCCGGAUGGGCAGUUGAAAGGGGAUGGCUUGUGUGACUACAUAAAAGUGGAGUCUGUGGGCCUGGCUUUAAACAUCUUGGAUGACUACAACCUGCGCGGUCAUAAAAUUCGUGUUCAACGUGCCGAAUUUCAAAUGCGUGGAGAGUAUAAUCCAGCAUUGAAGCCGAAACGAAAGAAGAAAGACAAGGAGAAAUUGCAGAAAAUGAAGGAAAAGCUUUUUGAUUGGCGACCGGAAAAGAUGCGCGGCGAGCGAUCAAAAAAUGAGAAGGUGGUUAUUAUUAAAAACCUUUUUGAUCCGACUAUUUUCGAGAAGGAAGUACAACUCAUAUUGGACUAUCAGAACGAGUUGCGCGAAGAGUGCAGCAAAUGUGGUACAGUUCGCAAAAUUGUCAUUUAUGAUCGCCAUUCUGAAGGUGUCGCACAAGUUAAUAUGGCUGAUCCUGAAGAAGCCGAUGUGGUUAUACAAAUGAUGCACGGACGGUUCUUUGGCCAACGGAAGUUGACUGCAGAGCAUUGGGAUGGAAAGACGAAAUACAAAAUUAUUGAAUCUGAGGCCGAGGUACAGAAACGACUUAACAAUUGGGAUCAAUAUCUAACACAGGAGGAAAAUGAACGCAAAGAAAAUGCAUCAAAGCCGGACGAUGCAAAGGCAGAAGGCGAUAUGCUAUGUGACAAUGAAGAUAUUCAAUGCGGCGUAUUAGAAGAAAACUCUAAAUCUGCUUGCAGCGAUGUGAAAGCGUUGGAUAAUGAUUAAUUUCAUAGAUCGACAAGAAAAUCCAAACUGACGCUAACUACUACUGAUUUUUAUGCAAAGUCCGGACUCAGUUUCUUCGAUUUUUUAGGAGACUCC